Messenger RNA from Mesocestoides corti, 484 nucleotides. The record is from the annotation of a GenBank genome assembly. NCBI's taxonomy places the organism in Eukaryota, Metazoa, Platyhelminthes, Cestoda, Cyclophyllidea, Mesocestoididae.
ACCACCAAAACCGAACAAAAUGUAUACCUUCAAUAUGGGGAGCCUUCUUGCCAAGGGGAAUGACGAUUCGAAGGUCACCGUGGCCUGUUACUUGCGUGUCCAACUUCCAUCAAAUCUCUCAGCUGCAAACAUGACUGUGAAGGGGACCCUGGGAAACCACAUCGUGACGACUGUCAUUGCACUUUCAAAAUCAUCCGACGUUUAUCUUGGACAUCCACUUACAAACGACGAUAUUUCGUUGUCACUUGUGGGACCGGAUGUUAUCGAAAUGAUGCCCAAUGAACAGGAGAAUCUCAGAUUGCGUUUCUGCACCAAACCCGGGACGUACCUCAACGACUUGCAAUUCGAGGCCUUCUCUGAAGAUGAUACUUACGAAGAGGAAGUUCUCACGGUGAAUCACCUAUCGUACAGUGCUUCUGCAAACUACCCGGGCCUGCAGUAUGCAACACAGGAGAUCACAUUUGACAGACGGAAGCCGAGAGUU